AUGGGUCACCAGCAGCAAGACUGGAGCCAUGCAGAAAAAGUCAGCCAGGGUUCUUGUUCUUGCCUUGUCUGCUCAAACCAACAGGGUCUGAUCUGGAAAUACGGCCUUAGUAUGUGCUGCCAGGGUUUCCGUGAGCACACAAAGGACAUAGGCUUCAUUAAGUUGGACUAAAUGAGCU
Molecule: messenger RNA, 178 nt
Organism: Molossus molossus (Pallas's mastiff bat)
Lineage: Eukaryota; Metazoa; Chordata; Mammalia; Chiroptera; Molossidae
Product: 40S ribosomal protein S29-like
Exons: 1
Coding region: 1-171 (56 amino acids)
Cellular component (GO): cytosolic small ribosomal subunit
Molecular function (GO): structural constituent of ribosome; zinc ion binding
Source: RefSeq, a predicted model, not a curated record